Messenger RNA from Psylliodes chrysocephalus, 647 nucleotides. Lineage: Eukaryota; Metazoa; Arthropoda; Insecta; Coleoptera; Chrysomelidae. The record is from the annotation of a GenBank genome assembly.
GCUAAAGGAUCAGAGGAAGUGAUUUCUAUGCUUCACCACUUUAUAUUUACUCAAUUAGAUAAAAGAGUAAGAGGGUUCGAAAUAUUUUGCGAUUCAUGUGGGGGGCAAAACAAAAAUAUAAUAUUUUUCGAUAUAUCCAUUACGUUGUUGUAACUACUAGAAGACUUGACAGGAUAAAAAUUACCUUUCCUAUAAGGGGACAUUCUUAUCUUGAAUGCAAUAAGAAUAUGGGCCUCAUAAACCAGAAUACUAAAGCUGAGACUACUGCUGACUGGAUUAAUGAAAUUAAAGGAGCAAGAGCUAAGCUAACGCCAUUUAAAGUUUUUGAUCUCGACCAGAGUUUCGUUCGUCAAUGGAAUAAUUAUUUAACCCAAUAUUAUGUAGUAAAAUUUCCAUUUGCAAUACAGCCACUUCGGGAAAUUCAAGUGAAAUCCAUGCAUCCCAGAUAUUUUUCAAAUCGCUCAAACUAUAAUGGGGCCAUAGAAACUUCAAUAAUUCGUACUGCUUUUAUCAACAAAAUAGAAAGGCCAGGGCCUAACGAAUUUUUUCUACUGGAUAAACAGUAUAUAGAAUUCAUAACAAUAAGUUUGGAAAAAUGGGAAAAUUUACAGCAAUUAAAAACGUUUUGUGAAACUGAUGGUGACUAA